ACGGAAAGUGAGAUAGAGAUGAAGAUUGAGAUUUUUCAUCCUCUGGUUCACUCCUCAAGUGCCUGCAGUAAAUAGCCAGGGCUAGACCAGCUGAAGCCAGGAGUCAGGAACUCCCAUCUGGGUCUCCCAGGUCAAGAGGCACCUGCCAUCUGAUGAUACUGAGCUGCUGUUUCCAGGACUACAAGCAUCAGAGGAGCAGCCAGAAGUAGUGACAGAAAGUGAAGUUACCUAAAUGAUUGUUAAAGUGUGUCCUGUGGUGGGGGCAUUGUGGCACAGUGGGUGAAGCUCAUCCCGUGUUGGAGUUCCUGUGGUCGAAUCCUCAUCUCUGCUUCUGAACCUGUUUCCUGCUAGCGAGCCCAGGAGGCGGCAGACCGACCAUGGUGUCCGGCUGGCAAGGGAAGUUGUGGGUGCCAAGAGAGAGGUAACCGUUUCCCGGCCCUCCGAGGGGAACUGGCUGCCUCUGGGAGCCCCGCUGCCUGGCAGUAGACAUGGCGGAACUUGCAGGUUACAAGGACGCCGCGUCCAGCCGCCACCUGCGGUUUAAGUUGCAGAGCCUGAGCCGCCGCCUGGAUGAGUUGGAGGAGGCCACGAAGAGCCUGCAGAAGGCGGAGGACGAGCUCCUGGAGCUGCAGGACAAGGUGAUCCAGGCGGAGGGCGGCGGCUCCAGCAUGCUGGCCGACAUCGAGGCGCUGCGCCAGCGGGUGCUGAAGAUCGAGGGCAAAGACGAGGAGAUCAAGAGGGCGGAGGAUCUGUGUCAGCUGAUGAAGGAGAAGCUGGAAGAGGAGGAGAAGCUCACCCGCGAGCUGCGAGCCGAGGUCGAGCGGCUCCAGAAGCGGAUGGCUGACCUGGAGAAGCUGGAGGAGGCCUUCAGCAGGAGUAAGAACGACUGCACGCAGCUCUGCCUGAGCCUGAACGAGGAGCGGAACCUGACCAAGAAGAUCUCCUCUGAGCUGGAGAUGCUGCGAGGCAAGGUGAGGGAGCUGGAGUCGUCCGAGGACCGCCUGGACAAGACCGAGCAGAGUCUAGCGUCGGAGCUGGAGAAGCUGAAGGCGUUAACCCUGAGCUUCGUCAGCGAGCGGAAGUACCUGAACGAGAAGGAGAAGGAGAACGAGAAGCUGAUAAAGGAGCUCACUCAGAAACUGGAGCAGAACAAGAAAAUGCACCGAGAGCACGCAAGGAACGCCUCCAACCUCCUGGACCGCAGCGACCUGCGGAUCGAGGACGGCGUCCCGGCCCCGCUGCCGUCCAAGGAGGCGCGGCGCAAGGGCGCGCUGGACUACCUGAAGCAGGUGGAGAACGAGACGAGAAACAGAGCGGAAAACGAAAAGAACCGGAACCAGGAAGACAACAAAGUCCAGGACCUCAACCAGGAGAUCGAGAGACUCAAGACGCAGAUCAGACAUUUCGAGUCUCUGGAAGAAGAGCUGAAGAAGAUGAGGGCCAAGAACAACGACCUGCAGGACAGCUACCUGAGUGAACAGAACAAGAACAAGAUGCUGGCCAGCCAGCUGGAGGAGAUCAGGCUGCAGAUCAAGCAGAAGGAGCUCGGCAACGGGGAGGUGGCCGGGGAGGACGCCUUCCUGCCUGGCAAGGGCAGGCCCGAGCGGACUAAGCCUAGAGGCCAGGGGGGCGAGGCGGCCGUGCUCCGGCCCCCGGCCCGGGAACUGUCUCCCCAGCAUAAGCGAGAGAGGCUCCGCAACAAGGAGUUUGCUCCCAACAACGAGAACUCUGCCCUGAACAACAGGCAGGCUUCCUCGCCCGCCGUCGCCCACAGGAGGGCAGCCAAAGCUUCCCACGCGGGGGCCGGUCCAGACGGGGGCGCCCAGGAGGCAAGGCGGACUGAAGACCGGGCGGCGCCGGGCUCCUCUGCGAGCGAGGGCAAGAAGUCCAGGGAGCAGCCGUCGGUCCUCAGCCGCUACCCGCCGGCUGCUCAGGAGCACGGCAGGGCCUGGAAGGGAACUCCCAGGCCGGGCGCCGAGAGCGGGCUGAAGGGAAAAGUAGAGAAGGCCACACGCACGUUCAGCGAUCACGUCCAUGGGUCUGUCCCCAACGACACGGGGGGCAGAGCGGACAAGGCUGCCGACCCGCCCUGCGAGGCUGGCUUUGGGAAGAGGGGAAAGGUGCCCGGCAGCGCGGGCCCGGGAGUGCAGGCCGCGGACUCCGGCCCUGCCAAGGCCGUGGCAGCGCUGGCCCCGUCGCGGAGGCCCUCCUCGGAGGGGCUCGCCAAGGGGAAGAAGGCAGCCAAUGGCCUGGAGGCCGACGGCAGUGCCCCGCACCCCAAGGCCCCCGUUUUAUCCAAGUAUCCUUACAGCUCCAGAAGCCAGGAGAGCAUCCUGCCGGGCUUCUCAACGCCAAAUAAAGAAGGGGCCGAGGCCCCCGUGGCCGUGCUGUUGGGCGACGGCAGUCAGCACGAAGCCCUGCGGUGCCGCAUCGUGAAGCACGGCGGCGGAGAGAAGGCCGACUCGGACGAUGACCUGGACUCCGUGUCUCUCGUCACCGCCAAGCUGGUGAACACAACCAUCACGCCAGAGCCGGAGCCGCGCGCACAGCCCAGCUCGAGAGAAAAGGCCAAACCCCGAGGGGGACCUAGGACCUCCCUGUUUGAGAACGAGAAGGACGUGGGGACAGAAAACGAAUCCGGGAAGCCCGUCAGAGCCUCCGCCAACGCCACGGACGCGGCGAACGCCAACGGUGCCGAGGUGAAGAGCCAGGGGCCCUUCAGCCCCAGGGAGGCCCUGCGCUCCAGGGCCGUCAUCAAACCCGUCAUCGUCGACAAGGACGUGAAGAAGGUCAUGGGAGGGGCGGGAGCAGAGGCCACGGAGAAGCAGAAACUCGCCUCCAAACCGGGGCCCAGCAAAGUGACCAGCAGCAUCACCAUCUACCCCUCGGACAGUGGCAGCCCCAGGGCCUCCCUGGCGGAGGCCCCGAGGGAGAGGCACACGGCCACCAGCAACAUCCACGUCGGGCUGGAGCUCACGUCGGCGGGCAACCACGUCAGCUCCCCCUUUGAGCUCUCCCUUCACAAGCACGACCUCACGCUGCAGCUCACGGAAGCUGAAAGAGCAGGCGACGGGUCCCCAAAGAACCGCUCCGAAACAGUCGUCUCUCGGAGCAGCAUCCUCAUCAAGCCGCUGGACUCCGGGGACAGGAACAGCCAGGCCCCGCCGGCGGAGACCAGCAGGUGGAAAAGCCACAGUGCGCCAUCGGAGGUGGGCUCCGCUGACGCCAGGCACGUCACCGUGCGGAAUGCCUGGAAGAGCAGGCGAGACUUGAAAUCUCUGGAAGACCCCCCAGCGCGAGUAGGGAAACACGUAGAAGCUGCCAACGCCUACACCCAGAGGUCCUGCACAGACUUCUCCGAGCAGCCCACGUCCUGCCUCUUGGAGCAGGGCACCCGCAGGGGCGGGAGCGCCCAGGACGCCCCUGAGCUCUGCUCCAGGAGGACCCAGAGCAGCCUCACGGCGUCCGAGGUGCUCCUCCGGCAGAACCGGCUCGGAGAUGCCGUCACGGCUGCGGCCUGGAACCACUCGGCGGGCACAGAGGAAGGGGAAGACUCCACACUGAGUGUCUACAGACGGCUGCACAACCAUUCAGCACAGGCCCUGGAUCGGUCUGAGACGCCUUCGACGCAGGGGCUGCUGGAGCCUGGGCGAGGACGGCCCAGCAGGCCCAGUGCUGAGGACAACUGAGCCAGCUCGGUCAGCCUGCUGUCCCCACUCCUGCUUCUCCGCGCGUCCCCCUUCCUGCCCUGUGAAGGAUCCAAGGCUGGCUAACCAGGCUGGACACACGGCCCUGGCUGGGAGACUGCUGGAGAGCCAGGCGAUGGCUCAGGUAAUGUUUCUGGUCGGCCAGAGGGGACCAGAGACCGUAAGCCAGCCGCCCACCCAGGCCCAGCCUUCUGAUGCACGAGUCCUCUCUUCUUGUCCCCCAGGUAGCAUGGACCGCUCUGACCCCCCCCAUGGGGAGCCACAGAAACCUGCGAGGGCAAACCAGCAGUGGAAGCUCCUCUGCCCCUGGGUGGGUUCUGUCUGUCACAGAGCAGCCCCUCCUCUGUGCCUCUGCUCUCCACCUCCAGGUCACUCCGUGUCUGCCCAAAGGGCCCAGGUACCUAAGACCCCGCAGCCGCCGGCUCCAUGCCUUCUCCUCUUGGAGUUCCUCCCCCUGACUCUAGCAGCGGGGGUCUGUGCGACCCAUUAGUGCGAAGCUUCCCUGGCCUGGCCCCUGGCUGACCACUGCCUCCUGGGGGCAGAGCAUGCAUUGGAAUGACGUCACCCCCAGCUCUGCUCACCUUCCAAGAGCACCCACAAGUGCACAGCGCCUCGUGCGUCGCUCCCUGGGCGCCAGUGUUGCUGCUGACAUCGCCUUCUCGCUCUCCAGCAGCCGAGACUCCAGGCCGACGUCAUCAUUUCCACCUUGGGAAAAUCCCGGGACUCUGCUGGGCCUGACCCAGCACCCGCUGCCUUCUGGGACCCGCCCAGCGAGGGCGGUCAUGCGAGGAAGCAGCGACUUCCUGUCACUCCACAAGCAGCAGCUCCCUGCGUUGGCCCUCCUGGUCCUCCUCCUCCCUCCCUCGUUGGGGGAGGCGUGCACUUUACCAAGCUGAUGCAUUCCUACAGACUUCUCACUGGAGGAGGGGCCACACCCAGAGGGUAAAAUGCAGCAAACCUUUCCGGAAGCCACAGAUGGAAAUGGGCCAGGUCCCUCCACCAGUGCCAAGGGGCCCUGCAAGGCCGCCUGCGCUCCUUACUGCUUUCUCUGUAGCGUUUUCCUAGUUCACAGACGGGAUCCCCUCUCUAAACAGCCUUAGUGAAAAGACACUACUGCCUCCUGGCCCCGCCCCCGCCCCGCCCCCGCGCAUUCCUUCCCUGCUGUGCGACCUCGGGGGAGCUGUCCUCCCAUGGGCAGGUCCAGGUCCGGAAGGGCCUUGAACCUGAGGGUUGUGCGCGACUCUUGUAGAUGCCCGCGUGGGCUUGCAGGCUGCUCGUCUCUAGUUUCCCGGGUUUCCAUCUCCUGGGGGUGAGCUCAGAGGAGUCCUAUGGUGGGGAUUAGACGGGAUGCUCACCACAGCCCUGGUGGCACCAACCUUGCCCAGUGCCCGUCUUUCCUGGCUUGCAGGCCAGGGUCUGUCUGUCGCGCUCCUGAAAUUCCCCGACGACUCUCAAGUUGUUGUCCCCGCCUGCCCUCAGCCUGGGAACCAGCAUCCCUCCUGCCCCCUCUGUGCCAGACUUUCGGGGACUCCGCCUGCGUUCUGGAGUUCGGCACGCUGAGGGCUCUGUGGCCUGCCUGCGCCACACCCCUGCCUCAGAGGCUGUCCUCAAGCUCUUCCUGCUGCUGCCCCCGCCGGGCGCCCCCAGCCCUGAACCGAGCUCGGCCCUUCCCGUGCCGCCCCCUGCUUCUCCUUCACCGCGGGGCAGCCCGAGAGUUCCAGGGACGCAGAGCUGUGUGGUUGCCAGCCGGAGCUGUGUGGUUGCCAGCCACAGGCUCGUCUGUGGCCGGAAACAGCAGGGCGCCGAGCCAGGCCUGCAAAGAUCUCGCCGGUAACUCUCGUCUUCGGGGAUCGGAGCCCUGGAUCUGGUGCUGUAGCUCCUGGUGCCAAAGUCUGGAUCUUCCCACGUGUCCGCAGCUCAGACGCUCUGGGGAAGAGGCACAGCUGUGGGCUGCCAUCUUGAAUCUUGAGUGCAAUAGGGUUUGACUUUAACAGUUAUUUUCAGGAUAUUUUGUUUCUUUAAUCUGCACACUUUGUAGAACCGCUGUAAAAUAGAUUUUAUUUUUAAAUGUCCUCAGAAUUGCAGAAAAUAACAGGUAGAGGCUGGAGGCGCAGGUCCUCUGGGCUUCACGUGGCCGGCAAGGCUGGCUCUGAUUCCAAAGUUGGAAGGCACACUACUGGAGAGCAGCCACGGUGUGACUACUCGGACCCGGGCCUCGGUCAGGGGUCCCUGGAGGAAGCUUCCAGAGGGGAGACCGGGUAGCUGAGUAGUUGUUUGGUCAAGCCAAAUACCCCACUGCCCUCGCCGACAGCCCCUUCAUGACGAGCCGCCUCUGCCGCCAGGCGCUGCCCUGCCAGCCGGUGUGCGGGCGUGGGAGGGAUCCUAGCAAGGCCGGGCUGCCUGGCACUGCAGCUGCUGAGUGCCGGGCACUGCGCUCUCCCACCUGCUGCUGCUGCCUUCUGCCUGCUGGUAAAGCAGCGGCGGAGGCGUGCAGGGCGCUGGGUAAAGCCGCUGUGGCUGGCUUUGCUUCUAGUGGCAAUCAAGCUGGGUAGAAGGGGUGCGGUGGGGCCCGGACUCCGGCCUCAGCCGCAGGCGAGCUUGCCCGCGGGCCGCCCGUCUCAGGGUGUGGGAGGGUGCUGUCGGCAGUGUUCUCAGCCUUGUCGGCCAGGGCGGUUUUCUUGAUAUUUGGUGAAGUCAGUGCCAAGGUCACCACUCCCAGUAGAGGAGGGGCCUCAGCCCGGGCCCCCCGGCUGCCUUUGUGGCUGUGGGUGGUCGUCACUCUGAUGAGCUGCUUUUAGGGAUGAUCUGGAAACCCCACGUGGGCAGGGUUCUCCGCGAAGCCUCACGACCAAGACCACAGGAAGGGGCCCUGUUCUCCUGCUGCUUCACAGCUCAGAACAUGUAUGAAUGGAAUGUAUUUUUAAGAGAAUAAAGUCUAUUUUUUUGUAUUUUAAAAGAUCGAGGAGGGGCUAGGAAAGAGCCCUCUGUUACUGCAUUGCAGGCUCUGCUGCGGUGUCAGCUUGUCAGUCCGCGCCUGCUCGCUCAGCCGGUGUUUUGGUCUCGCCCCUGCCCCGGGAGUGAGUCCCAGGUGCGGCAGCUUCUCCAUCUGCUCCAGGCAUGGGACCAAGGCGGCAGGAACCCAGAGCUCAGGAACCCAGUGGCUCAGGGCUCCUCGGCGCCUGUGGCUGAAGCUGCCUGCCUGCCUGCAGCUCUGCUGGCUCCGCAGCACGGUGUGUAACCAAUAAAGCUCCCCAGUUGCCACGUGCUCUGUGCGAGUGACUCAGUGGGGCCCAGGCC
Molecule: messenger RNA, 7004 nt
Organism: Lepus europaeus (European hare)
Lineage: Eukaryota; Metazoa; Chordata; Mammalia; Lagomorpha; Leporidae
Gene: LUZP1
Product: leucine zipper protein 1
Exons: 5
Coding region: 489-3689 (1066 amino acids)
Source: RefSeq, a predicted model, not a curated record